AUGACUGCUUCUCAUUAUAUUCAUAGGAACGCUGGUGAUGAAGAUAGAGGUCUUUGGUUUCGUUUUCUUGGGUAUGUUAUGUUCUACUUAUCCGAUUCGGUGCUUAUCAUGGCUCAUGGCGGCUACAGAAUUCCAUUAGCUGAAAUGUUUAUUCUCGGUACAUACUACUCAGCUCAAUAUCUCAUUUUGUGCGGCAAUAUUCACUCAGGUCUUUAUGUCCAACAGAGAUACCUGACUCAUGCUUCGAAUUAUUGGUAA
Messenger RNA from Cylicostephanus goldi, 258 nucleotides. The record is from the annotation of a GenBank genome assembly. NCBI's taxonomy places the organism in Eukaryota, Metazoa, Nematoda, Chromadorea, Rhabditida, Strongylidae.